CCCACUCCAAUUCUCGCUCAUUCCGGCAAAAACCCAAUCUUUACACCCGCACGAUUUUUCCUUACACCUCCGCAAUUUUUCGUAUCCAUCUUUCCACGGCUAGCGGCCGGCGACUGGUGAUCGGAGUUUUUAAAGUUCGGCGAAGAUUCUGGUUAGCGCGUGGCGUUUGAGUCGUUUUCAAUUGAAAAAGAUUGUAUAUAUGUUUUUGGAAAGAUUUUGUUGGAGAUUCGCCGGAGCUGAGCUGCGCCGUUGCAAUUAUGGCGUCAGCUUUGUUUGCUAGUCAGAAUGAAUCUAGCUGGGUCCACAUGGGGAAGAAGAUUUCGAGUUCGAAUUCUCGACUGAAUGCAAACCCUAAACCUAAUUCUAACCCGAAGAAAAAGCAAAAACAAUUCCACCAUGUAGCCACCAACGGAGGAUCAGCUGGGCGUUAUAAUGAUGAUUCCCCCGUCGUCACACAGACUGCCUCCGACGAUGGUUACUCCUUCAACCAGACGUCGACAAGCCGUAGCGGAUUUAAUCAUGGCGAAUUUUUGACCUACAAUGUCUCAUCGUACUCAAAAUCUGAGCUCCUCGAUUUCCGCAGACGCUUGGCUGCAGAGCUUGAACAGAUCCGAGAGUUCCGUGCCCGAAUAGAUUCGGGUCAAUUCAACAUCAACAACCAUUCAAGAUCUAGUGGGAAAUCAAAGAAAUUGCGGGGCCAUAAGCGGCCUGGAGCUUCGUUCGUAUCUAAUAAAGACCCUAAUAUGCUGUCCAGUAGAUUAGAUAAGGGAAAUUUUGGUUUGGAGCCUGUGAUUAAUUACCAAGAUAUGUUGAAACAAUGCAAGCAGAUUUUGACUAAAUUGAUGAAACGCAAGAAUGGGUGGAUUUUCAAUACACCUGUUGAUGCAGCGGGCUUGGGGCUUCUUGAUUAUCAUCAGAUUGUUAAGCAGCCUAUGGAUCUUGGGACGGUAAAGUCAAUUCUUGCCAAGGAUCUGUAUACUACGCCUCUUGAGUUUGCCGCAGAUGUGAGACUGACUUUUAAUAAUGCUCUGUUGUAUAAUCCGAAAACCGAUCAGGUCCAUGUUCUGGCGGAGCAGUUAUUAGCACGGUUUGAGGAAUUGUUUAGGCCGAUUCAAGAAAAGAUUGACCGUUUUUAUAUGCAAAGUAGAGAGAGAGAAUUUCAAGCAUUUCGGGCUAAUGAUGAACUGCAAUUUUCGGUUAAUGAAGAAUUGCAAGGCAGUUCAUGGGAUAAUAAUAAUCAGAUUAUUGCAUCCCCUGGUAUGGGGAAAAAAUAUAAACCACGGGCAAGUCCGGUCCCAGAUCCUCAAAUGCCAAAGAAACCUGAGACAGCACCAAUGCAUACACAUUCGAGUUCUUCGACGCCUUCUUAUCAUCCUCAGCCAAUGGAUCAUCCAAUUCGGGAGGAAACCGCUUCUCCUGUGAUAGCCCCCCUGCCAGUAGUGGAACAGAGAGUGGUAAGAGGGCCAACAGUGAAGCAGCCAAAGCCCAGAGCGAAGGAUCCAAAUAAGAGGGAUAUGAGUAUGGAAGAAAAACAUAAGCUUGGGCUUGGGUUGCAGAGUUUACCUCAGGAGAAAAUGCCACAAUUGGUUCAGAUUAUCAGGAAGAGGAAUGAACAUUUGGCGCAAGAUGGCGAUGAAAUUGAGCUCGAUAUUGAAGCCCUUGACACUGAGACUCUUUGGGAACUUGAUCGGUUCGUGACUAACUGGAAGAAGAUGGUGAGCAAGACAAAGCGGCAAGCUUUAAUGAUGAACAACAAUUAUACUGCUGCACCGACUUCUUCCAUUGCUGAAGCUGAUACGAAUGGAAUGGGCGAGGGGAAUGAUUUGGAAAAUAGGCCUAAAAAGAACGAGGAUGAGGAUGUGGACAUUGAUGACGAUAUGCCUGCUACAAACUUUCCUCAUGUGGAGAUUGAGAAGGAUGAAGGAGGUGGUCAUGAUCAAGACCGCGAUCAUGGUAAUGCCUCUAGUGACUCCAGCAGUUCCAGCAGCUCAAGUAGCAGUUCCUCAUCUUCCAGUGAUUCUGAUUCUGGGAGUUCCACUGGUAGUGACUCUGAUGCAGAUGGUGUGCAGUCCUGACAUUUUUGUUUUGAGUAAUUUGCUAAAAAUUAACUGGUUUUGGAUCGAAAUAUUGCGCCUUCGCCUAGUGUUGUUUGUGUACAAUAGAAUGUUUCUUGUUGAGGUACAUAAACAUCAUUAUGGUUUUCGAAAUUUCCUCCUCUCUCUCUCUCUCUGAAUAUGAUGAUGGGCUGAAAAUCAUGACUCAUCUUUCACUUCGUGUUGGUUGCAGCUUCUUUAUGAGUACGAAGAUUGAUGGAAGUUUAGAUAGUGAUCUCCACAGAGUAAAAGAUCUUGCAGUGACGUGGAUUAAUCAAGAUUAAACUAGGAAGAAGACUUUAAUGAGCUCCACUGGGUGAGGAUUUUUGGUUCAUCGUAUUCAUGUUUCCCAAGUCCUGUUAAAUUUUGGAUUUUUGACUUGAAACAAGAAAAAUUUAGAGAGCUAAUGUGAAUUCUUGUACAGUUUUUACAGUCAUGAUAUAGCAUCCAAUGAACAUUUUUCACUUGUCUUAAGAUCAUUAGCAUUCUAGGAAUUCUGUUCAAUGAUGGUUUUGGGAGUUUAAUACUUGGUUCUGCUCCGUGUACUCCACAUGUGAAAUGUAUUUCACGGAUUAUGAAGAAACUAUUAUUGUUUUUGUUUGGAUUAAUUUAUAACAUUAGAGAAAGAUUGGAGU
This is a messenger RNA of Olea europaea var. sylvestris, 2728 nucleotides long. RefSeq names its product transcription factor GTE7-like. Gene Ontology annotation, molecular function: protein binding. The transcript has 3 exons. Bases 258 to 2075 code for a protein of 605 amino acids. Lineage: Eukaryota; Viridiplantae; Streptophyta; Magnoliopsida; Lamiales; Oleaceae. The record is from RefSeq and is a predicted model, not a curated record.